Molecule: messenger RNA, 1215 nt
Organism: Haemonchus placei
Lineage: Eukaryota; Metazoa; Nematoda; Chromadorea; Rhabditida; Trichostrongylidae
Source: the annotation of a GenBank genome assembly
AUGCUUAAUUAUGAAUUCGCUCACCGCCAUUUUAUCAAUCGAUUCCUUUUAUUCGUUUGUCAUGGGAGAAUAUUUCGAAGGCGUUAAUUAUGAAUUCACUUACCGCCAUUUUAUCAAUCGAUUCCUUUUAUUCGUUUAAAUGUCAUGGGAGAAUAUUUCGAAGGCGCCGGUCAUAAGCUCCCAGUGUAGAACAAGUAAGAAAGCUUUCUUCCGCGGUAUUUUGUUGAUAUUUGUUUGUUUCAUCCGAGAACCUGGUGCGCACUUAUAAGAUAUGGGAACCCCGUAAUAGCUCCAAGCAAUGGUGAUAUGAGCAACCGUUACUAUAGGUACGCGAAGACUUUAAUUGUCGGUAAAGAGUUUUGUAUUACUGUGACCCUGCCGAGGUAGGCUCCGCGCUAGGCUGAUAGCGCGCGGUCACAACAUCGGCAUACGGUACAUGCCACUCCCCGACCGCGAGCCUUUCUCACGCUUAUCGGGGGGAACAUCUGUAUCAACAUGCUUCGCAUAGCAAGUGCAUAGCUUUCUCUCAAACAUAAUAUUGGGAAUUUUCCUUUGCUAAUAUCACUAUCUCUACACGGAAGUUCUCACGAUCGCGCAACGCAUUCGCGAGAAUAUUCUCAAGGGUUGGGAUCGGAUUAUAUAAGAACCUCCCGGUCCCGCCAUCGGCACAUUAUACCUUUGGCUCUAUCCUGGAACGGCAAUAAGUAUAUAGUUUGCGUCGUCGACUCCAACCACGACCCGUCGCCUCCAGCCGCCUCUUUGUCUAAUUCAUCAUUCCUCCGGGCAUCUCCUUCGGCCUCCCUCGAACAGCUGUCUCUCAGUGCGCCAACGUCAGGACGUCAGGAAUCGUCUCCUCCUUCGCCGCUGCAGUCAUCGGACCUUCCAUCUACAUCGAGGUCAACUACUUUCUCCACCUACCGAACUGCCUCAUCAGGGCGGCAAACAUCUUCGACGUCCACACCAUCGACGUCCUCCCUCCGAAGAAAGUCAGAGCGCCCGCACCAGCACCAGCCGCGGGACCAGCACCAGCACCAGCUGCGGCACCAGCACCAGCACCAGCACCACUCUCUCGUUCGUCCGUAUUACAGGGCAUACAGCCCGAUCCUGCGCAGUCUCCACGCUUUGAGGAAACUCCUCAAGGAUACGACAACGAAUUCACACUUCAGCACCCUUGAGGCAACUACAUCGCUCCCCGACAAGACUGGCCGGAGCUGA